Notothenia coriiceps (black rockcod) is the source of this 1718-nucleotide messenger RNA. RefSeq names its product vacuolar protein sorting-associated protein 13B-like. Lineage: Eukaryota; Metazoa; Chordata; Actinopteri; Perciformes; Nototheniidae. The transcript is spliced from 5 exons. Bases 504 to 1703 code for a protein of 399 amino acids. The record is from RefSeq and is a predicted model, not a curated record.
GUGGGCUUAACAAUAACACAGACCACAAACAAGGCAAGGAAUGCCUUUCUAGUUGCUCUAUUCAUAAUGCUUAGAGCCUAAUCCUGCAGUCCUGGACUCUGCAGCACAGCGGGGCUUCUCUGCUAUCAAUUUAGCAGUGAUCUCAAUGGGAGAGAGGAGGGUACAAUAACAAUGUGGUUUUACCAUGUAUCUUUGGAGUAAUCACUUUUUCUUCUCUUCUGUUGAAACUUUUGUCCAGUGGCUUUAUUCUCUGUUGCUUUCCUUACUACCAUUCUUUAUUCGUCUCUUCACAUCCAAAUGUUUUGCUUUUAUGAUUUUCCUUCAUCAUAUGCUUAUUUUACCUCUCCCUUUUCUUUUCUCUCCACUCCACUUCGGUCCUUUCAACUUAUUUUUCAUUUCACUCUUCUCCUCUCCUAAAAUCCUCACCCCUCUACAACUAUUUGUUCAACCUUUCCUUCCCUUUAUCUCCUCUCCCCUCUUCUUUCCUUUUCAUAAUUGUCAUCAUGUCCUGUCCCCAGGCCUGUGAGAUCCCAGAGACUGCCCAGUUCAGCCUGGCCCCCUCUGAAGAGCUUUCCAGACCCUGCUCUGUGCUGUGCUGGGACCUCCUGCAGACCAGCGUCCAGGAAGCGCUGGAGUUCCCUCUGCCGCUGAGAUACAUGCUUCUCCGCCUACUUCCCAAGCCUGAUGGUGGAGUUGGAUCAGCAGGAUGGAGCCUGCCCGCUCCGAUCCGAUCAGACUUCCCCAGGCUGAGUGUGUCUGUUCCUGGGGAAGCAGAGUCUGUGGGGGGCCUGAGCAGUAGAAGCAUAGUACUGACAUAUCAAGAACACCUUGGGGUGACAUACAUCAUCCUGAAUGAGGACCCCUGUCCACGGAUGGUGAUCCACAACAAGUGUCCUAUCCCACUCAUGCUGAAGGAAACAGUCAAAGAAACUGCAAGGACUGAGGUGUACUGCCGUCCUCUGCCUGCUAACUGCUCCCUGCACCAUGAGCUCUACCACCAUUUCUCCAGUUUCCCUGAGUGCAGACAGAAAGAGAUGCUGCCCACACUGCUGCUAAAAACCACAUCAGACCACAGCUCCACUGACUGGACUGACCCCAUAGACAUCAACUGUCCCGGGACUCAGACCUGUGGUGUUGCACAGGUGGUGUUCCUGCCAGGCUUCGGCUGUCUCUACAUUGACGUGCUGUAUGAGAAAGGCACUCUGGUUCUGUGUCUGGCACCAGAGGGCGGCCUGGACGCUGUGAUCCACCAGCACAGCAGCUCACGUAAAGCGUCCUGCAGAGUGCUCCUCAGUGAAGCCAGUGUGGUGUUAAGUGAUGACAUCACCAAUCCAUCUGGAUCUGUGGAGCUGCUCAGACUCACGUUGACCAAGCUGUUCCUCAGCCUGGCUCCAGCCCCCACUUCCCUGCCCCAGGAGCAGGGAGCCUCUGACCUGGGAUCAGCACACAUCUCGCUGGUCGAGGUAUAUUGCUCCAACCUGCAGAUAGACAACCAGCUGUAUAACAGAGCCAGUUUCCACUUCCCUGUGCUGCUGUGCCAGGAUCAGAGAAACGGUGCUGAGCCUGGGGGGGGUCCCUGGAGCAGCGAGGCCAACCCCACUGAGUCUCCUGAAGCCCUGGAGGAGUUCAAGCGCUCCUGCUUCCUGCAGCUGAGGAUGAGGCUGGCAGGGGACAGGUGCAAUGCAGAGGAGGUGAGGGCAUGAUCUGUCUUUGUUUCU